GUUUCCGUUCCAGGUUUCUAGCACGGGCUCAUCCAUCGACCAGGUCGCGCCAGCCACAGGCCUGCUGCCAUGUCGAAGCUGAAGAGCUCCGAGUCUGUGCGGGUGGUGGUGCGGUGUCGGCCGAUGAACAGCAAGGAGAAGACGGCUUCGUAUGAGAGAGUCGUUAACGUGGAUGUCAAGUUAGGGCAGGUCUCCGUGAAGAACCCGCGGGGAUCAUCUCACGAACUGCCUAAAACUUUCACCUUUGAUGCUGUGUACGACUGGAAUUCCAAGCAGGUGGAACUCUACGAUGAGACCUUCAGACCUCUCGUGGACUCUGUUCUGCAAGGGUUUAAUGGGACAAUCUUUGCCUAUGGGCAGACUGGGACAGGGAAGACGUAUACGAUGGAAGGGGUGCGUGGUGAUCCUGAGAAAAGAGGGGUCAUCCCCAAUUCGUUCGAUCACAUCUUCACCCACAUCUCUAGAUCCCAAAAUCAGCAAUACCUAGUUAGAGCUUCUUAUUUGGAAAUAUACCAAGAAGAAAUCAGAGACUUGUUAUCAAAGGAUCAGUCCAAGCGGCUGGAGCUGAAGGAGAGACCAGACACGGGUGUGUACGUUAAGGAUUUGUCCUCCUUCGUCACGAAAAGCGUCAAAGAGAUAGAGCACGUCAUGAACGUGGGAAACCAAAACCGCUCAGUCGGGGCCACCAACAUGAACGAACACAGCUCUCGAUCUCAUGCCAUUUUUGUGAUCACUAUUGAGUGCAGCGAGCUGGGGCUGGACGGAGAGAACCACAUCCGUGUUGGGAAGCUCAACCUGGUAGACCUGGCGGGCAGCGAGCGGCAAGCGAAGACUGGAGCGCAGGGGGAGAGGUUAAAGGAAGCGACUAAAAUCAAUCUCUCCCUUUCAGCUUUGGGCAACGUUAUCUCUGCCUUGGUGGAUGGCAAAAGCACACACAUUCCGUACCGGGACUCAAAGCUGACCCGGUUACUUCAAGACUCAUUAGGUGGCAAUGCCAAAACUGUGAUGGUGGCCAACAUAGGCCCUGCCUCUUACAACGUGGAGGAGACUCUGACAACACUGAGAUACGCCAACCGUGCCAAAAACAUCAAGAACAAGCCACGAGUGAAUGAGGAUCCUAAGGAUGCUCUGCUACGAGAGUUCCAGGAAGAGAUUGCUCGGCUCAAGGCGCAGUUGGAAAAACGGUCUAUUGGCAAAAGAAAGAGGAGGGAAAGGAGGAGAGAUGGUGGGGAAGAGGAGGAGGACACUGAAGAGGGUGAGGAUGAAGGAGACGAUAAAGAUGACUAUUGGAGGGAGCAACAAGAAAAGCUGGAGAUUGAGAAGAAAGCGAUAGUUGAGGAUCACAGCUUGGUAGCAGAAGAAAAGAUGAGACUGCUGAAAGAGAAGGAGAAGAAAAUGGAGGACCUGAGGCGAGAGAAGGAAGCAACAGAGAUGCUGAGUGCUAAAAUCAAGGCAAUGGAAAGCAAGCUUCUGGUGGGAGGGAAGAAUAUUGUGGAUCACACGAACGAACAGCAGAAAAUCCUGGAACAGAAACGACAGGAAAUUGCAGAACAGAAACGUCGGGAGCGAGAGAUCCAGCAACAGAUGGAAAGUCGGGACGAGGAAACACUAGAGCUGAAGGAGACCUAUAGUUCUCUUCAGCAAGAGGUGGACAUAAAGACCAAAAAACUCAAAAAGUUGUUUUCCAAGCUGCAAGCUGUGAAGGCAGAGAUCCAUGAUCUCCAAGAAGAGCACAUCAAGGAGCGCCAGGAACUGGAACAGACCCAGAAUGAACUUACCAGGGAACUAAAGCUGAAGCACCUGAUCAUUGAAAAUUUUAUUCCCUUGGAAGAAAAGAAUAAGAUCAUGAACAGAUCAUUCUUUGAUGAAGAGGAAGACCAGUGGAAACUGCAUCCCAUAACCCGUCUGGAUAACCAGCAGAUGAUGAAGAGACCAGUCUCUGCUGUAGGAUACAAAAGGCCCCUGAGCCAACAUGCCAGGACGUCCAUGAUGAUCCGUCCGGAGGCUCGGUACAGGGCAGAGAAUAUCGUAUUACUGGAGCUCGACAUGCCCAGCCGAACGACGAGAGACUACGAAGGUCCAGCCAUUGCUCCCAAAGUUCAGGCGGCUCUAGAAGCAGCUCUGCAGGACGAAGACGAGAUACAGGUGGACGCUUCAACCUUUGAGAGCACUUCAAACAAAAAAUCUAAACCCAGGCCUAAAACUGGAAGGAAAUCAGGGGGAUCCUCUUCAGCAGGCACCCAUAGUUCUCAGCUCUACCCUCAGUCCCGAGGGCUGGUUCCAAAGUAAAACCAGCAGCUCCUCUCCAGGGCGCCAACAGCCUUUGCCUUCUGAGAGCAGAGACGUGAAAACCUGCGGAGAGCUCCCCGCCAGGCUCCAGCCCCUUUCCCUGGAGAUGGCCUCCUUGCUGACUGACUGACUGUGCCAGUCCAGGUGCGCUGAGCCGCAGGAAGACACGUGUUUGCAGUUCAGCAUUCGGCCUCUGUGGGAACCAGAUUUUAGUUAGGAAAUCAGAAAUGCAUGAGGUACGUUAAAUGUGUUAGAAGCCAUGGGAAGCAUAGGGAUCACCUCACGGCGUCACCGUCUCUCCUUCUGCACUGGCUCUUUUGCUGCACUGGGCUUUUUUGCUGUUGGGCAGUAAGAAGACAAGAGUUGAAAGUCAUCUCAACAGAACCACCGCUCCAGAGCUCCAUAGCGAGACCCGAAUGAGGCUGAAAAGCAGAGAAUCUGUUCAAACUCGACUAGGUGCAUAGUUUUUCCUCUUCCUGCUUGAAAGACUGGCAUCGUCAUUUGGGGUUAAGAAGUUGGUCUGAACAGGCAGGAUGGCAGCGGUCAGCAGGUGCUCACCACCAGGUAGCUGUGCCUCCCUUUAGAGCUGUAGGACAAGGAAGGGGGCUUGAAAGCAGCUUUGUGCUCUCUAGGAAGGACACAGGAGGAAUUGAGUCCUGUCCUUGUUUACAGGUGUAAGUAAGAGCUCCCCUAAACUGACCUCCUGCAGACCUCACCCCUGCCAACAGGAACCACCUUGUCAAAAAACACACCUGCAUACCAGUGCCAGCUCCACGGCUUUCUUCCUCUCUCUUGCCUCCAUCUUCACCCCCGGCAUUGCAGACCAGUGUCCGUACGAAGUCUCUGCGCUGCGGGGUGGCGUUACCGCCCUUUUCCCGCAUCUCCUGCACUUCACGGGAAACGUGGCGUGGGCUCAGAGCUGUCUCCCUGGCGGGCUCGCGGGGCUGACUCUGCUCUCUCCUCUGGGAUGGGUAGAGGGGAGAGCGCAGUAACGUGGAGCUGCCCUUCAGCGCACCCUUCUUCCCAGUACGGUCCCUUUCCACGGUGUCUAAGGAGGUUCCGUGUUCGGUACCUUUGUGCCUCGCCUGUCCCACGUUAGCAGCUUUCCCUUUGCACCUCCCAGCCCAAGCAGAGCCCGCUCGAGUGAAAGCACAAGUAACCGAGUCUGGGUCAUGGCAUCUGGUGUUAAUUCCAGGGGUUUUACUUUGAAAACCAGAGAGGAAGAACUCCUGCUUUUGAUGGUCUCGUCGGAAAGCUGCCCUGUGGCUCAAGCGGGCCCCUGGGAUGCUGCAGGCUCGUGUGGCAGGGCAGAAGGAGGGGGAACUGCUGUGCCAAGGACGGAGUGCGGUGUCCCUGUCUAGUGUCUCAGCUCAUUCCCAAGUUUUAGUUCACUGUACAUCGAGACUCGGGAUGUCACUUUUUCUGGUUGCUGUUGGCUGUCAUCCUACGAACCUUUUCACUGACGACUUCCUCCAGGCUGACGUCUGUGAGUGCGUGGGGACUUGCCUGGUUUCAGAAACGCUCUGGCGUGUGGACUCUGCCCUGUGUGCUCGCUAAGCGUCCGCUGAGCGACGUCACCCAGGCUGGAGGGCUCCGUCCUGCCUGACCCCGCGAGCGGGAGGACCUGAACGCUCAGCACAGCUCACCUCUGCAUCCUGCGGGCACGGUGCCCCGGUGAGCCAGCUGCCCAGGUGGGCCCAGUUAAGCUCUAACUCGGCUGCUUUGAUUCAUGGAGGGUUUUUCUGGACCACAAGAUUAAUAUAUAUAUAUAUAUAUAUAUUAGUUUUGGGGGAAGAAAGAGGAGUUUGCUUAUAGAGAGCAGGCGUCUGACAAAUUUCUUUUGCCCUGAACAUGGAAACCUGGUGUGAUCUUCCUUUUUAUAAAGCACUG
Messenger RNA from Tauraco erythrolophus (red-crested turaco), 4179 nucleotides. NCBI's taxonomy places the organism in Eukaryota, Metazoa, Chordata, Aves, Musophagiformes, Musophagidae. The record is from RefSeq and is a predicted model, not a curated record.